Macrosiphum euphorbiae (potato aphid) is the source of this 588-nucleotide messenger RNA. Lineage: Eukaryota; Metazoa; Arthropoda; Insecta; Hemiptera; Aphididae. The record is from the annotation of a GenBank genome assembly.
AUGUUAAGACCGGUCGACAUAGUAUACACUCUGCUCGCCAUCCUACAGCAAAUGGUGCAUUCGCAAGACAUUAAUACUUUGGCUCGAAAAAUAUACCACAAAAACGGCACCUCAGUGCCCAUAGAAAUCUACGUCAGCUACACGAACAACCCGUGGGGGCCGUCGGCCUUGUUGGAAACCGGCCAAUCAGGCGGCAAAAACCAAUACAGACCCAAAAGGAGUGUGUAUCAGCUGUACAACAUGGUCGUGUGCGCCACAGGUUGCAAUCCGAUUUCUUACCUCGGCUACGGCUGUUACUGCGGGUUCCUGGGUUCUGGAUCACCUGUUGAUCCCAUAGACAACUGCUGCAAAAUGCACGACUGGUGCUACGACAGUGCCGAUUGCCCAAUGUUCCUCGAAUACUUUACGCCGUACGUCUGGACGUGCUACAACAAGAAACCAUUGUGUUCAUUGGGAGGUGGAUGCAGUCAGCGGUUGUGCGAGUGUGACCAAAAGCUGGCCAUGUGCUUGAGACGUUUCGGGUGCCCUACACAGAAGGCUCUUUGCAAGACGAGUCCGUGGAGAUGGUUCCAGAACAUGUUGUUCUGA